Messenger RNA from Colletotrichum gloeosporioides, 1707 nucleotides. RefSeq lists its product as uncharacterized. NCBI's taxonomy places the organism in Eukaryota, Fungi, Ascomycota, Sordariomycetes, Glomerellales, Glomerellaceae. The transcript has a single exon. Bases 1 to 1707 code for a protein of 568 amino acids. The record is from RefSeq and is a predicted model, not a curated record.
AUGGAGAAAGCUCGCCCCCAGCUCUCGACGAUUCCGCCAGAGCUCAUUUAUCGCAUCAUCUCACAUGCACCAAAGUCGACUCAGCUCAUAGCACGAUUGCUGAGCAAAACCUUCUACUCUCCAGCCACUUCCGAAGCUUUCAAACACGUGCGACUUAGCGAGACAAACGCAAUGCAAUUCCAGAGAAUCGCGUCGGCGCCGGGACUCAGAUGCCACGUUCGACAGAUCACAUGCGAUGCACGAGAUGGCAUUGUUUUGAACAACGGUCCGCCUGAUGUGUAUCGACCUGGAGCAUUCCUUGCAGUUUUGCCUUCAAUCAGACUCUUCACGAAUUUGAGAGUCUUGAACCUGGUAUUCAGGCGUUAUUUGGACGCUUUUACGCCAAACGGGCGCAAAUACAUAACAGAGGAAUCUGAUACCAUGUACUUCUUCAGGAAAUGGGUCCUGUUUGCCGCAUUUCACUGCAUUGUAGGCAGACAGGUUGUGCCUUCCGACUGUUUCUUGAUCACUCUCCCACCUCCUCUCAUAAAGACAUUGUUGUAUCUCGGGAUUCAAGACCCUAUACACUGGGAUUUCCUGAAGGAAUGCCGGUCUUCCAUUCCAUUGGAAGAGCUCUCGAUAACGAAUCUUUGCGAGAUGGGUACAACCCGGGGUGAGCGGAGCGAUGCAGCAGCUGAGGAACACUGGUGGGCCUUCCGAGAGGUCGCAAGUCUUCCAAGUUUUAAGAAGCUCAAAUUGAUGAUUACACCCAACAGAAUUGAGCCCCGAGAAGACGACGAGUGGCAGGAGCCUGCAGUCUACUCCACAAGAGAUCGAUUCGCUUUGGUCGUGAAGGUUCUGCCAGAGUGGUUCACCCCGUCUGCCGCCCGCAACCUCACUGUUCUGUCUCUUCACCACGACGAGUUGUGGGGCUAUGCACCCAAAUUCGACUUUCGCACCAUUGGUGCUGCACCGGAUCGGGGUCUUCCACAGCUACGAACUCUUUCUUUGUCGAGGUUCUGCUUCAGUCAUGAGUGGCAGAUCGACUGGAUUGCAUCUCUCGGGAAGGGAGGUCUCAAGGAGCUCUACCUGGACGAUUGUGUGCUACUGUCUGUGGCAUACUGUACAAUUGCCUCAGGAGAGGCAAGAACAGAGCCCACCUGCAUUGAGGAUAUUGAUGGCAACAAGAUUCAACUAUCCAACCAAGGCUACUUGCCGGUCUCGUGGCAAGGAGGCAACAGCUGGGACCAGUGGUCAGUGUACUACCGCUCCAACCUCCAGUGGCACCAGUUCUUCAACCACUGGCGCAAGUCGAUGUCUUCUUUGAUGGUCUUCAGGAUGGGCUCUUCGGAGGCCCAUAAAACAUGGUCCCACGUCAACUUAUCCGACUAUUGGCUGGAUCCCCUACCUCGAACCACGAUCCCAUUGGGUGCCCACUUCAUCUUCCUGAAGGAAAACGCCCACAACAUGUUCCACGACGAUGCCUGGCGCGAAGACGCUAGGAUUGCUGAACUUCGAGUUCCAUUCUACGUCAAAUACAUGCCGGAGCCCCUUGAUGGCGAUAACAAGGAUCUUCGGCCAUGGACCUUUCUGCCACCCAUGAAGCACGGAGCCAAAGGAAGCGAGCAAGCGGAUGAAGAGGAUAAGAAGCAGGAGGACGACGAUGUGGUGGCACUUUCAAUACUGAGGCAUGAGAUGCAUACUCGCUCAAUGGGUUGGACAUCAUGA